Protopolystoma xenopodis is the source of this 435-nucleotide messenger RNA. The record is from the annotation of a GenBank genome assembly. Lineage: Eukaryota; Metazoa; Platyhelminthes; Monogenea; Polystomatidea; Polystomatidae.
CAUACGCUAACUCUUCGCUUACUGUUAUUUGUUUUCCUCAUUCGCGCAAAUACUGCCAUCAAGAUGGAGCAAAAAGAAGAGCUUCGUCGAAAGGCUGAGCACACUGAACGCAUGCUCGAUCGAGCCAACAAGUUAGUGAGCGGGUUGGCUGGCGAGAAAGUGCGUUGGGAGCACACGGUCGAGGACCUUGAGAAGCAGAUUGAGCUACUGCCCGGUGACUGUCUGAUUGCCGCUGCUUCACUCUCCUACAUAGGUCCCUUCCUUAGUGAAUACCGUGAAUUGCUGGUAAAGUGGUGGGUACAAAGUAUAUGUGAAGAGUCGUUACCAAACUCAGACCCAUUCUCAUUCACGGACUUCAUGUCAAAUCCAACUCAGGUAGGCAAAUACUCUAGCAUUCUUUUUGUCAUUGGUUUGAAGCUGCACUCCAGUGCAUGA